Ziziphus jujuba (common jujube) is the source of this 2461-nucleotide messenger RNA. RefSeq names its product protein LEAD-SENSITIVE 1-like. The record is from RefSeq and is a predicted model, not a curated record. The coding region runs from base 885 to 1703 and encodes 272 amino acids. The transcript is spliced from 5 exons. NCBI's taxonomy places the organism in Eukaryota, Viridiplantae, Streptophyta, Magnoliopsida, Rosales, Rhamnaceae.
GUUAAAAAAAAAAAAAAAAGGGACAAAACUUUAAGGCUGCGUUCGGAAGCGACCACGUUAUUUCUUUUUUCCAACGGUGUUAUAAGAUUGGCGGUGAAGCUAUAAACCGAAUUCGUAAAGAGAAAGAAACAAGAAAUCAGCGGAUGGCAAUGGCGAGGCGAGCUGGGAGCAGGAGCAAGAACGAGUCAGCAAUCACUAGAGGCGUCAACAAGGUUUUCGGAUUCGUCAGAGCGGCCGAAUUUGAGAUCCUCUGCGUUCUCUUCAUUAUCAUCGCCUUUGUCAUCUUCAAAGAUCUGUUUCAGGGAGGUCUCCCAUCAAAUAAUAUUGUAUCGCAAGUGGAUUAGCAGAACACGCUUAAUUACUACUAAUAUAUAUAUCCUGCCCUUGUUGACUAAUAGGAUUGAUAAUUGGUUAGGUUAUUUGUUGCCAUAGCUAUUUGUUUAAGAAUAGAGAAAUGGACUUAAAAAACUUCCGUUGGCCAAUCCUUUUCUGCAUUAUAGUCCAACUCCAAAACCAGUAUUGACCACAUGCGCUGCCCAUUUUUCUUCACAUAAUCCUAGGAACUAUAUGAUCCCAUUCACCUAGUUACACCUAACCCUUAAGCUGGCUUUGAAGAAAGUGACUUUGCAAUUCAUUUGCCUUCGCCAAAUCAAUUUUAGUUGUUCAGUAUUGGUAGUUUGGUAUGUUAUCUGUGGUUGAAUUCAACUAUAUCCAUUCUCCAAAACACAAAUUUUGAAGAGCUGAGUAGGGAGAAUUCCCAAAGUAUAAGAUGAGAGGAGAGCUAUGGAUGAAGAUUCAGAGGGUACUUUCAAACAAACUCUGGAGGAAACUGGAGCCUGGAGAUCACAUCUACACAUGGAAGGGAGGCAAUACAAAAUCUUAUCAUGCGUAUAAACACUAUUCAUGGGAUAUUAUUUGCCUGCUUGUAUGAGACCCCAAGGAUAUAUAUUUUUGAUGAGAAGGUGAUCCACUUUGAUUGUCAUGGUGUGGUCUUUUCAUCCAUAGAAGAUUUUCUUUCUUGUGGAGAUGUUGAUCUCUUUGAAUAUGGUGUCAAUCCAGCUCUCUUCCUCACCAAAUUCCGGGAACAUACUUCCACCCUUGCCUCUGCCGAUCCACCUCAAGUUGUUCAGGACUGUACGGCCUUCCUUCUCAACUAUGGCGCCUCCAGUGACUAUUACCACUUCAUAAACAACGAUGAAGACUUUGCAAUGUAUUGCAAAACAGGAUUGCUAGUAGUAGACAGCAUUGUUUUCAGCAGAAGUUGGCAAACAGCAUUUUUCUUGGCUGUUACUACUGCUGUCUUUCUUUCCCUACUGCAACUUGCCCCUGCUACUUUAACUGGUCUGGCAGCUAGAUGUCUCAGCGUUUACUAUGUUUCUAGAUUGGUUUCUGAUAUCGGAGCUCGUCCUAAUGUUAUCAAAAUUGAAGCAGAGAGAUUGCCAGUGGUUGAUGAGAUAUUGGCUUCUGGUGGUUUGGGCCGUAUUGAAUUCUUAAUUGACCUGUUCUUAAGAAUACUAAUGUGUGCUUUUGCCUUUUUUUGUUUGCUAUUAAGUUUGUGGUCUCAGACUCUUCCAGUGCUCUGGACUCUAGCAUGCUUCAUACUUUUCUACUGGGCAGUAUUUGGAAAAAGGCUGCUUUCUAAUAAGAUACAAAAGAAGCAAAUGAAGCCUAAGGAUCACAUCUUCGUAUGGAGGCGGAACUGAAGGUAUACCUAUGCCUGUCAUGGGAUAUGUGUGGGUGAUGGAGAGGUGAUUCACCUCAAUCGAGGAGACGACCCUAUUGGUGGUGGUGGUUAAUCAACGGAAUGUCGUGUAGAGUCUUGCAGCGUAAAUAGUUUUCUUGAUGGAGGGGAAUUGUAUCUGUAUAAAUUUAGUGUUAAUCUUGCUUUCUUUAUAGCCAAAACUCAAGGGGGUACCUGUACCCUUGCCUCUACCAGUCCAACAGGAGAUGUCCUGCACCGUGCUCAUUUCCUCGGAAAGCAUGAUGGUUUUGGUGCCUACAAACUUUUCAACAACUGUGAAGACUUUGCAAUAUAUUGCAAAACUGGCUUGCUGGCAAGGAAUGUCAUUGAUCUUGGCACGAACGGGCAGAUAGCAACCCCAUUUGCUGUUAUUUAUGCAAUCCUUCUUUUUCCACGAGGAUUCCCAGCUAGUAAUUUUAUUGUUGUGUCAGCCAUGUGUUAUGUUAUAUACUCCAUCUUGCGAUUUAUUUAUGAUGCCAAAUAUUGUGGGAAUGCUUGUAAAGUUUCUGUUGAGAGAUUGGCCGCACUUUGGAGAGUUGGUAACUUUUGUGAUAGUUGUAUUGAUUCGUUUUGGAAGGAGAUAGAUUUUGAGGUUUUGAGUGAGGAUUAAGAUAAGUAAAUGCGUAGCUAAAUUUAUGAUUUACAAGAUUGACAACGGUUAUUGGUUGAGUUCUUAAUUAAUGAAAGAUCAUUGAUACAUUAGUUACAUGUUAAAGACAA